AUGCCGUCUUUUCAACUCCGCCAACUUCUGGCAGUCUUCUGGCUACUUUUUGCCUUUGGCUUAGCCUCGCCCCUUGGAGAAAAGGGCUCACUUCAGUCUCGGCAAACCGUUUGUCGCACUGGAUUCGGCUGCUUAGGUUUUGGUGUUUCUGGCUGGAAUUCCUUCUUGGUGGACAUUCCCGCUGCCAAUGAUCCUAUCGUCCAUGACGCUACCUCCACGGGACGAGUGACGAAUGCAAGCAUUUGGAACAAGUCAGAUGGCUCGUGUUUCUUCACUAUCGGCGUGGUUCCGGGCUACAGACCACCACCUGGCCAAAAUAUUGAAGUGCGAGCAUAUGUUGGGUCAACCCAGGUCACUCUUAACACCGACGAGGUGCAUGAACUGCUCAAUGCAUUUGGAACUAUUCCUGCUGCCGUCAUCAAUAGGGCGAGAUCUUCAAUGUCUAGAGCUGCGGUUAAGGUUGAAUGGAGGAUUGUUUAA
Messenger RNA from Fusarium subglutinans, 480 nucleotides. RefSeq lists its product as uncharacterized. The record is from RefSeq and is a predicted model, not a curated record. The transcript has a single exon. Bases 1 to 480 code for a protein of 159 amino acids. NCBI's taxonomy places the organism in Eukaryota, Fungi, Ascomycota, Sordariomycetes, Hypocreales, Nectriaceae.